AUGCCUUCUAGUUCUGUUUCUCUGUUUGUUGGGAGUUUGCUUCGUUUGACAUUUUUGGUGUUUAUUGUUUUUGGAUUUGUGGAGGGGAAUGAGGAACCGACUUGUUCAAAAACGCUCAUGCCGGUAUAUGUUGUUUUGGGACUUUUGAAUGUUUGCCUUAUUGGUGGCGUUAUCUUUCUCUCUUACAAAUUAUUCUUUUCUAAAGGAAAUAAAGAAGGAAAGAAGGAAGAAGAUAAAGGAGAUAAAAAGAAGGAAGGGGAAGGAGAUAAGAAGGAAGGGGAAGAACCUAAAAAGUAAAGGAAUAAUAAUGUUUAGAAGAUGUGAUUUGGAUGAAAUGUCUUUUUUGUGUUUAAAAAUGUUACCUCUUUUUGUUUAUCAAAUGUUGUCUAUUUGCUUUAAAGUUAGCAUAAAUUAUUUCUUUUGUAGACAAAUGUUUUCUAAGUAGAGAUGAU
Molecule: messenger RNA, 452 nt
Organism: Meloidogyne enterolobii
Lineage: Eukaryota; Metazoa; Nematoda; Chromadorea; Rhabditida; Meloidogynidae
Source: the annotation of a GenBank genome assembly